Messenger RNA from Leptonychotes weddellii (Weddell seal), 1592 nucleotides. Lineage: Eukaryota; Metazoa; Chordata; Mammalia; Carnivora; Phocidae. The record is from RefSeq and is a predicted model, not a curated record.
AUGGCGAGCGGGGGCAGUGAGCUCAUCGCGCUGGGCCGAGGCUAUAAGAGCGCGCGCGAAGUGCGCGGCGCAGGAGCCGCCGCCAGCGGAGGGCCGGGCGCGGCGCCCCCCGACGGCCUGCUCGCCUCGCCCGACCUGGGGCUGCUCAAGCUCGCCUCGCCCGAGCUCGAGCGCCUAAUCAUCCAGUCCAACGGGCUGGUCACCACCACGCCGACGAGCACUCAGUUCCUCUACCCCAAGGUGGCGGCCAGCGAGGAGCAGGAGUUUGCCGAGGGCUUCGUCAAGGCCCUGGAGGACUUGCACAAGCAGAACCAGCUGGGCACGGGCGCGGCCUCUGCUGCCGCGGCCGCCGGGGGACCCUCGAGCACGGCUGCGGGCGCCGCGCCUCCUGGCGAACUGGCCCCGGCGGCAGCCACGCCCGAGGCGCCCGUCUACGCGAACCUGAGCAGCUACGCGGGCGGCACUGGGGGUUCGGGGGGUGCUGCGACGGUCGCCUUCGCCGCCGAGCCUGUGCCCUUCCCUCCACCGCCGCCCCCAGGCGCGCUGGGACCGCCCCGCCUGACCGCGCUCAAGGAUGAGCCGCAGACGGUGCCCGACGUGCCAAGCUUCGGCGAGAGCCCGCCGUUGUCGCCCAUCGACAUGGACACGCAGGAGCGCAUUAAGGCGGAGCGCAAGCGGCUGCGUAACCGCAUCGCUGCCUCUAAGUGCCGCAAGCGCAAGCUGGAGCGCAUCUCGCGCCUCGAGGAGAAAGUGAAGACGCUCAAGAGCCAGAACACGGAGCUGGCGUCCACAGCGAGCCUGCUGCGCGAGCAGGUGGCGCAGCUCAAGCAGAAGGUCCUCAGCCACGUCAACAGCGGCUGCCAGCUGCUGCCCCAGCACCAGGUGUCCGCGUACUGAGCCCGCGCGCGGGGCGCAUGCGCGGCCCCCUCCCCGGGAGGCGGGCUCGUGUGUGGGGGGGCGUGGGCGCCCCCGGACUCGGAGAGGGCGCGGCCCCGGGAACACCCCCCCUCACCCCGAGGGUGCCAGGAUUCCGAGAGGGCGCGGUCCCUGAGGACCCCCCGAGGGUGCCCAGGACUUGGAGAGGGCGCCUCAGACUCGACAAGCUGGACCCCCUGCUCCCGGGGGCAAGCGCAUGACCCCCCCGCCCUCGCGCUGCCUCUGUUCCCCGAGCGCGGCCACCCAGUGUUGCACAAACCCGCGCGCCCCGGCCGCCCCUUUGUACACACCGCCGCCGUAGGGGGCUCCGAGGGGGCGCAGCCUCAAACCCUGCCUUUCCUUUUACUUUUUUUUUUUUGCUUUUGGAAGAGAGAAGAAACAGAGUGUUCGAUUCUGCCCUAUUUAUGUUUCUACUUGGGAACAAACGUUGGUUGUGUGUGUGUGUUUUUUCUUGUGUUGGUUUUUUAAAGAAAUGGGAAGAAGAAAAAAAAAAAAACUCCCCUUUCCUCGCUCUUGCUCCCCCCCCCUUCCGUCCUUCCUACAUCCCUCCUCCCGCCCUUUUUGUUCUGUUGUUUUGUUUUGCUACGAGUCCACAUUCCUGUUUGUAAUCCUUGGUUUGCCCGGUUUUCUGUUUUCAGUAAAGUCUCGUUACGCCA